Molecule: messenger RNA, 819 nt
Organism: Puccinia graminis f. sp. tritici CRL 75-36-700-3
Lineage: Eukaryota; Fungi; Basidiomycota; Pucciniomycetes; Pucciniales; Pucciniaceae
Exons: 6
Coding region: 1-819 (272 amino acids)
Source: RefSeq, a predicted model, not a curated record
AUGUUGUUCAUCAGUGCAUCUAAUCCCUCCACCCGCGGUGGAGAUAAGAAAUAUUCCAUGUCGCCUGCUGUAUUUAACUGCUUGCUUAUUGGCUUCCCAGCAUUCAUAACACUCGGAGAGAUUUUUCUGAUCUCACAUAAAGCGAGCCUCUUUCAUAAACACAAUAUUUCAUUCGAGGCCCUGAUCAAGCUGCUCCACGAUGCUGCCAAUCAAUGGGAUGGAGGCCAUAAAAUACCAACAGACUCUCAAAAGGUUUUACUCCAAACUGCCUUUGAAAACGUCACAAGAGACGCGUACCUCAAAUCACAAAGCGCCAUUCGCAUAGGAAUGCUUUGGUCUUUGACGGAUAUUACCCCCAUUCUGAUCUAUAUCGGCGGUGUGUCUGCGUUAGUUACCACAGCCUAUCGGCCCGACAGGACUGCCCGGAAAGUGAAUACAAUGGACCUUGACCAAACACCUCCUCCUGAGAUGUUUGGAUCAGCCCCUAUCAAAUUGGACACUGAAAGCUCGAACCCGCUAGCCCGGAGUCUGAGAUACUUGUGGUUUCAUUACUUGGCAAUGUCAUCGGCGCUUUGCUGGGACCUCGCAGCUGGAAUGACUUUCUAUGUCAACAGAGAGAAUCUAAACGACGUCAGGUUGGGGCCAAUAUUCCUGGUGUUAAAUCUGGGGACCUCACUUUCCACCCUGGUUGGUAUCAUUAUUCUGCUGGCACGAAUAAUUGGAGAUGGAAAAGAGUCCAAGACAGACGGCAAUCAGUCUAGCGAAUUUCUUCGGAGCAGGACUUCCUCUAUCACGAAGCUUAUUGGCAGAAAAGAAUAG